AUGGUCUCUUUCACCACCCUCCUCACCCUCGCUGCCGGCGCUCUCGCUGCCCCUGCCCCUGCCGACACGCAGUCCCCGCCACAGCAGGUUCUGCCCGCAGGCUACCCCAACCCUUGGGCCUGGCACGUCGAAGACUUCGAAGCCGGCUGUGUGCGCAGCGGCUGCUACUACCGAUUCAACCUCUCAGUUCCCGCAACCGAAGCCUACCCACAAGGCGGCAAGUACUCCUGCAGCGGCACCGAGAAUGGCGAGUUUGGCAAUGAAAACACUUUCGAAGACUGCAGCAUUGUUGGAGAUGACAAUGCCGCUACCGCUGCCGCCAAGCUGGGUAGGAGGAUCAACUCCGAGCCUCCCAAGCAACUUUAUGUUAGCUUCUUGAAGCCAGGUUCCGCAGCCGACCAGACGAACCCAUACAACUUUACCGCAAUCACGACUGAUUGGACGUACAACGCGUUUGUCGCCGUCGAUGAGGAGUUUGACGUCUACCCUACUAUCUGGCAACAGUACCCUCUUCCCCAGAGCAAGGUAGCUUGA
Molecule: messenger RNA, 534 nt
Organism: Bipolaris zeicola 26-R-13
Lineage: Eukaryota; Fungi; Ascomycota; Dothideomycetes; Pleosporales; Pleosporaceae
Exons: 2
Coding region: 1-534 (177 amino acids)
Source: RefSeq, a predicted model, not a curated record